AUGAACGACUUUCUUGAAGCAGACUUGGAAACAUUGGAAUUCAAGGACGCCUUCGCCAGAAUCGACACGCAGGGAAAUGGCUAUAUAACCGUGGAAGAGCUACCGAAACUGACCAUAGAGCUGGGAUUCGUCGUUUCUGAAUCUGACAAUCUGGCACUGAUCGCUGAAGUGGAUCCGAACGAAACGGGAAUUAUAACAUACGAAACGUACAUGGAAAUCAUUGCACCCAAAUACAAGAUCAAAGACUUCAACGAGGAAGAUUUGAGAGACGCCUUCAAGAUCAUGGAUCUAGACGCUGAUGGAUUUAUAACUGAAGAGGAUAUUGAACAGUCGGCGAUAGCCAUCGGUGAAUACCUGAAAGUCGGAGAGGCCUACGAUAUUCUAUUGGAAGGCGACAGAAAUCGCGACGAAAAACUGGACUUCGACGAAUUUGUCAAACUGCUAACUGAUCCGUAA
Messenger RNA from Aethina tumida (small hive beetle), 456 nucleotides. RefSeq lists its product as uncharacterized. The record is from RefSeq and is a predicted model, not a curated record. NCBI's taxonomy places the organism in Eukaryota, Metazoa, Arthropoda, Insecta, Coleoptera, Nitidulidae. The transcript has a single exon. Gene Ontology annotation, molecular function: enzyme regulator activity; calcium ion binding. The coding region runs from base 1 to 456 and encodes 151 amino acids.